Olea europaea var. sylvestris is the source of this 1001-nucleotide messenger RNA. RefSeq names its product polygalacturonase-like. The transcript has 4 exons. NCBI's taxonomy places the organism in Eukaryota, Viridiplantae, Streptophyta, Magnoliopsida, Lamiales, Oleaceae. The record is from RefSeq and is a predicted model, not a curated record. Gene Ontology annotation, molecular function: polygalacturonase activity. The coding region runs from base 35 to 955 and encodes 306 amino acids. Gene Ontology annotation, biological process: carbohydrate metabolic process.
UCUCUAUACCACAAACAUACAAAAAAAAAAAAAAAUGGCUGGAGCUUUAAGUUUUAUUCUUGCUUUCCAAUAUUUCCUCUUGACCUUCUUCCACUACUCAUCAAUUGCAACCAAUGCUAAUUACAAUCUCCAAAGUUUUGGAGCAAAAUCUGAUGGAAAAACUGAUUGUAGCAAGGCAUUCUUGAGUGCAUGGACCUCAGCAUGUGCUUCUACACAGCCAGCCACCAUUUUCGUGCCACCGGGAAGAUACUUGCUUGGAGCUACAAUUUUUGCCGGCAAGUCAUGCAAAAACACUGCUAUAACGAUUCAAAUUGAUGGGACACUAGUAGCUCCAUCUGAUUUCAAUGUUAUUGGAAAUUCUGGUAACUGGAUCAAGUUCGAAAGUGUGACCGGAGUUUCUGUUAUUGGUGGAACCCUAGAUGCCCAAGGGGCUAAUUUGUGGGCUUGCAAAAAUUCCGGCAAGAGUUGUCCAACCGGAGCAACGAGGAAGUAUAACAUAAUCAUUGGGAGUCUAGGCUGGCAUUUGCAAGAACCUGGAGUGGAAAAUGUGACAGUUAAAUCAGCAACAUUUACAGGAACUCAAAAUGGGGCGAGGGUGAAGACAUGGGCCAGGCCAAGCAAUGGAUUCGUUAAAAAUAUUCUUUUCCAGCAUUUAGUCAUGGUUAAUGUUGAAAACCCCAUAAUUAUUGAUCAAAAUUACUGUCCCGACGACCAUAAUUGCCCCAGUCAGGUUUCAGGCGUGAAGAUUAGUGAUGUAACAUAUCAAGACAUACAUGGGAGUUCGGCAACAGAAACUGCAGUAAAAUUUGACUGCAUCAAAGGAAAUCCAUGCAGUGAUAUUACCUUGGAAGAUGUUAAGCUGACCUAUAAAAAUGAGCGGGCUCAUUCGUCAUGCAUUAACGCCAUUGGGAAGUCUUCCGGCUCAGUUGAGCCAAAUAGCUGCUUGUCUCUUUAGAAAAUUAUUUAAAGUAUUUAUACUUAUACAAGAAUAUUAUUUUUAU